Molecule: messenger RNA, 3289 nt
Organism: Paramacrobiotus metropolitanus
Lineage: Eukaryota; Metazoa; Tardigrada; Eutardigrada; Parachela; Macrobiotidae
Exons: 8
Coding region: 1214-2950 (578 amino acids)
Source: RefSeq, a predicted model, not a curated record
CUACGACGUAUACAGUGUAUAGUUCCAUUGGUAUUUUAAUUUCCAAGCUAAGCGACGAAGGACACCUCGACUGUCUUGCUACGGUUGUAAUUAACAUAUAACAUGACAUCAGUAAACGUGGUAGAUAUAACUUUGCUGGUCAUGGCCAUAGCACUCCUGUUAGGAUUGUUUGCGGCAUUGUUUUUCUGCAAGUACUGCAACAAACGCACCGGGACAUCGUCUGCAUCCAGUGGCACUCCUGUUGGCAGCAACACACAUGUUCAGUUCACCGCCACGGGAUCCAUCCCGAUUUACAUUCUUCCCGAGCGCAGUGCGGCGUUCCAUCACGUUCACGAUGCCGGAUUAGACCGGUCGGUGCAUCCGGUUCCGAUCGACCAGCUUCUUAUUCUGUGUCCAUUCUCCUUCCGCUUCGAGAAUAGCCUUUUGAAAUACAUUGGAGCCAAGCUGCCGUUGUCCUUAUCCAGCGGAAUGCAUUCAAUCUGCAUAUGCGGAUGCGACUUAAGACGCGUAGCGGUUUCCAUGAAUACACAAUCCAUUUCGUUCUCUGCGAACAUACGGCAGACAGCUGAACGGAACUUCUGCAUCUCUUCCCAAACAUCUUCAUCCAAUCAUAUUCAUCAAAGUGCGAAACGGACAUACAUGUGUUGUAUGAUCCCGUGAUCCCGAGCCAGGGCGACAGAGCUGGUGGUUGUCACAGAUCCACCGUUACUGGUAGGCCGCCUACCAGUACUUUGUAGAUUUUAUAUAAUUAAAUUACACCUGAUUUUUUAUCGAAUCUCCGGGCCUCCUCGACAAAUGAAACUGUUUAACUCAACGCCGUCAACCGGUCUAUGUAAUAAGUAAAGGAAAGGUUGCCCGGUGUGCCCACAGAACGUUUUAAUAAUUUAAAGGAUGAACUGCAUCAACACUGAGCGCUACCGUAGGAAAUACACGAAUCAUGCACACUUUAUAGUCGGCGUUGGCACAAUUGGGACCAGAGACUCGUUUUUUCACGGCCAUCAGUCAUUUGAACUGAUUUCAGCGGCAAAUGCAUGCAGUAUAGUGCUCAUCUUGUGUUCGACAGAUCCUCCGACAUAAGUGAUCCUGUUCCGGGUUGAAGUGUGUUUGGGGCAAAUUCGCAGAUGAUUUUGUGUCUCCUCUGAGUAUAAGCGAUUUUUAUUUUCACUUUGACAUUGGUGAAAGAUUUGGCCAGUUGCAUGCGUUCCUGGAAGACAUGUACAGAUGCGAUCGGAUCCAUUGGUGGCUGGCUACGACACGCGCAAAAUUGACGCAGAAUGGUUUGGCAGAGUUCUUUAGAAGAACGGAAUCGUUUUCAGGUGCAUUGGAAAUCGAUACAGCACGCCACUGGAAUAUUUUCGACCUUCUCCAACGACAUCCCCGAAUCAGUCAUAAUUUUGUUAUAUUUUGGAUUUUUAACGCAGAAAGGGAAGACUUCCUGAGAACACACAUUCUACCAGAACUAUCAUCCCGUGUGGAUCUGCAUUCCGUCCUGAUACCGUUGAGCGCUAGUAGCGUCGAUCAAAACAAAUGGCUGUUUGUGAAACAAGGAGCGAACGGGGAUGUGCAGUAUUUCAGACGACAGCCUGUGGCAUUGCAUCAGUGGUUUACACAGAAAUGCCAGGAUUUUGCAUAUGAGUCAUGUGCAUGGGGUCAACUCUUUGUUGAGCGUCGCCUUACAAUAAGUCUGUAUCGGUUGACUUAUCACACUGUACAUAUGGAUUUUGCUCCAAUCGGAUGCACGACUCAGAACAGUAACCAGUCAAAAAUUUCCCCUACCGGUCAGCAGAGUCGGAAUGCGCAAGCGGCGAUUCUACCGAUAGUAGGAAUGGAUCCGGACACGUCCGUAACGGAGGAACGAUACAAGUCUACUGCUGAUAGCAGAGCGGUGUUGAAAAUGUAUUUCGAAGAAGUCAUCGAACACGAUGGUGACCAGGCGAAUGACCAAAGUAAACUGGAAUAUCACACCAACAUGACCGAUUUUUACACUUGUUCCGAUAUUAACCCGGUCACGAGAGAGCGAUUUCGCAUCCACGCAGGAGUGUAUCUGGUGACACAUGCGACGGCCGGAACUAUACUGCACUUUGUCUUCCCAUCCGCCUUACCGGAGGACCAGAAAGCAGCCAUCAAAGCUAUUUUUGAUGAUCCUCAGAUUAAUCGGUUCACGACUGUAGCGUUUGACGUGGAAUGUCAAGAAAGUAACGUUCAGUAUCGGGAUGCUCUGUUACAGAAUCAUGCGCAUCUUGCUGAACAGGAAAAGUUUUAUUUUCGUGUCAGCGAACAUUCUGGAAAGGAUACGGUUUUAAUGUCGGAUUCAUGUCACGCGGUCACCACGAUGCUGGCAAAAUAUGGGCAUCUCCUGUACCAGCGCUUCACUGGUACAAGUGAUACAGAGUGCCAACGCCUUGACCAUGUCCAGCUCUGGACCGAGUUUUAUAGUUUUUCGGCGAUUGAACGCAUUGGCAGCCUAGCAAACCAAUUUGAAGGCGCGAAACUGAACCGGACGUUUCAGUAUUCGCGUAAUAACUGUCGACGCCGCUUUCGCCAUCCCGCUGAAUACUGUCAGUUGAUCCUGAAACCCAUCUUGAUUAACAUUGCUGUGCAUAAUGAAGCAAUUUCCCGUAUCAACUGUACCAGUAUGGGAGCAUCAAUCGAUUUCGAUCAUGUAACCGGGCUGUGGAAACACAAAUCGGUUCCUCAACAUAUUGCCGGCAACAGGGAUCUUCCACUUCCCACAUGUUAUGAUAUUUUGCGUCCACAGCGGCCCGCGCAACGGGAAGGUAGAAUCCAGACGGAAGUGCUGGAACGACCCCAGUUGAAGGACCGGGAAUGCCAGACGGAAGUGCUGGAACAACCCCAGUUGAAGGACCGGGAAAGCCAGACGGAAGUGCUGGUCCAGAGUAUUUACAUUCCAGAAGAGAUCCUGGACGCAACCUUAGCGGCUAACGCCUAGUAUGUACGGACUAUACAUCGCCAGUUCUUAGACGGUUGUCGUUGAUUAUUCUACUGACGUCUUUUAGUAAGCCAACGGUAUAUGUUCGUGCAGUGAAUACUUAUCAUCGAUUUACAUUGUUUAAUUGGCAGAAUUGUCUGAUGUUCUCUGCAAUUUGAGUUACUAUUUUAUUUUGGCGUCAAUGGUCAAUAUAGUAUUCACGAUUUCAUGUACUCGUAUACGACGGACGAUACGUAAUCUGGCGGACCCGACUCUGUUCAGUUACUAACAAUUUGAAUAUUUGUUUUAUUUGUAAAAUUAAAAUUUGCUACAUCCUGCAAUUUUUUUAGCAGGCCAGCU